ACCAAGAAUUUCCCUGCCUGUCUGUCUGGAACCAUCCAUUCCCAGAAUGGGGAGACCGCGAUCUCGGCCGAGAGGCCCCCGCGCACAGAUAGAGCCCACGUCCACGCCAGGGCGAGGGGAGAGGAGUGGGAGGUGGGCAAGGCGCCCCGUGCCGGCUGCGGCGAGCCCACGCACGGCCGGAAUCUCGCCCCGUGCGGUGGACCGGCAGGCGGUGACGGUGGCGCGGGUCCGGCGGACACCCCCGCCAGUGAGAGCAAUAGUUCAGCCCGCAGGAUAGCGAGCAAAAUGGCGGCUGUGAAAUGGAUGGAGGACGAGAGCGAACAAUAAUCAAGUAUCCCCAUUAGCGUGCUUGCUGUUCGCGUCUCCGGCAGCGGAAAGAGAGAACUCUGCAGCCACGCUCUUUGAAAACUUGACGGUUGUACCCUGCCUUGUUUGUACGUGGCUGUUGUGAGAGAUCACCCAAGGCGAUGCCCACAGCGCGAGCCGGAGAAGUAACUGCAAGAAUGGCUGAUCUGAAGCAGGAAGCCAACGAGGAGCCCAAUCCAGACUCUGCGUGUGACAGUACAGAUAUCACUCAGGUGUCAUUAAAGACUCAGACAUCAUCUCUGAAGAACAAUACUUCAUGUCUGCCGGAGCAGCUGUCCUCAGACAUUUAUGAAAAACCCUUAAAUGGAGCCCAGCCAGCUCUAUUUGUACAUAGUAGUGCCCCUGCUGCUUCCGUUGCAGAGCGUACCUUGCCUUCAGAAACCGUUGUUAAUGGACCUGUUUCGCACACCACCUCAGAUAAGCUGUGCACCCUAAAGAAAGCCAGUGUGACGCUGAGUAACACCCAAGCUACAGAGCCAUCGUCAAAGACCUCCAGCCCUCACGUUUUGCAGCCACCUAAUGAACAUGAGAUGCCUACAAAAUUGGACACUAAGAAGACUGCACAGCCAGCAGGGAAGGGAUUUAUCCCUGACUCACUGACCACGCAGAAAGAUGGCCGGGCAAAGAAGUGCGACGUGGAAGAGCAGUCCAAGGCGGGGGACACCGUUCUGUCCGAGGAGACGUCCGACGAAACGCCCAUCACCCACACACAGACCCGGCAGGAAGUGAACCAUGGGAGUACAUGGGACUUCUCUCUAGAGUCUUCCGAAAGCUCCUCGGAUGAAUACGAAAGCCAUGACCUGAACUGGGACCCUCAGAAGGAGUUCAUGCGGUUUCUGUGGGAAGACGAUGAGAACGACAUGGAGAAGGAGGAAGAAGCCCCACCUCAGCCUAGUGGCCAGAGAAGGAGGAAGCGUAAGAUGGACAUUGUAGAGAUGGACGACAUUUCUGAGAACGUUUGGUCUGACUUGAACCACGCCUCCAAAAGAUCGAAAAUGGAUGGUGCCCCAGAGUAUGAGGAGGGCUUUCAAAACACUGUUUCCCAUAAGAAGGUGCAUUCCUUAAGGAAAAAACCCAACGCAGAGUCGUCUGUCAAGUCAGGCGAGAACUAUCCCAGUGAAACCGUCGAAGCCAUCAAACAGCUGAUUUUAAGUUCGCCGGCAAAAAACCAUCUGGAUGAAAAUGACGACGAUGAGACGGAAGGCCUUCCCAUUGCAGGAGGCAAACUGAAACCAAUAAAGACCGAGCCGUCAGCAGGCCUGGGGGCUGAGCAGGAGCCCUCGUUUUUCCCUUGCACAAAGUGCAAUGUGAAUUUUAAAGAGAAGAAGCAUUUGCAUAGGCAUAUGAUGUAUCACUUAGAUGGAAAUAAUCAGUUCCGUCAUGUUAAUGUGCCAAGGCCCUUCAUAUGCAGGGAGUGUGGGCGUUCCUUCCGCGACCGCAACUCUCUGCUGAAACACAUGAUCAUUCACCAGGAGAGGAGGGAGAAGCUAAUGGAGGAAAUAAAAGGAAUGAAUGAACUGCAGGACGAAGGCAGGAAUGCAAGAUUACAGUGCCCACAGUGUGUUUUUGGAACAAAUUGCCCCAAAACCUUUGUUCAGCAUGCCAAAACGCACGAGAAGGAUAAAAGGUAUUACUGUUGUGACGAGUGCAACUUCAUGGCAGUGACAGAGAAUGAACUGGAGUGUCACCAGGUCAGUGCCCACAGUGCAACACUGAAGCCCACUUAUAUAUUCAUGCAGAAGAAUUACACAAAAGGUCAGAAGUUAGCAGCCAAGUAUGGUUUAUUAAGCCGUUCCCAAAAAUCUGUCUCCUAUGCUUGUAAAAUAUGCCCUUUCAGCACUCUGAACAAAAACGUUCUGAAAAAACACGUUGAGCUUAUCCAUCAGCAGCAAUAUCACGAAGAGCAUGAUUGUCCACCGUAUGGCAAAAAAAUUGACUAUGCAGCCCCAGCAUUUGAGCAGCAGAAGUUUGCAGGGAAGUCGCAAAAAAUUGAGUUGCCGAGAUUACAGUUGAAGCCAAAGUUCUGCAUGGAGAAGCCAGCUUUCAGGAACCGGUCAGAAACACCCUUCUUGUCAGAUGGUUUCUCUGACCUGUUCAGAAAGAACAAAAACAUGCAGAAAGCCAGGAAAGGCAUUUUGAACUCUAAACUGACCAAAUGGAGUCUUAGCAAUGCUGCGAGCCAGUUGUCAUCUUCUCGCAAGAACGAAAAGCAGAACAAGUUGUUCUUUCAACAGAACGAGAAAAUUGACGUUACAACAGGUCUUCCGUAUGCAGAAGACAGCGAUGGGGAGCAUGACUAUGGAGGCAUGUUUCCAAUGAACCUGGAAAAGCAGAGCUCACACACCAACAGUUACAAGUUACAAGCCCCCAAAAUGGAAAAGUCCGGCAGCAUCUACUUUCCUAGCUACGACUCCGACCACAGCCAAGGAGACAGUGAGGAUUCUGAUAGCAGGAACUUAGGGGGGGUGAGGUCGGUCAGCGGGAAGUCUCCUAACAAAAGGAAAAUGACAUCUCCCUAUUCAGAUGCUGCGGAAAAGGUCACUCUCGCCAUCCUGCCCAAACCCGAACAAAAUCAGAAGCAGAAUGAUGGGGCCGAGGACCCUGGGGAAGACAACUACGACUUCAGCGACUAUACCAGCGAGGCUACGGCAAACUUCUUGGAUUGUAAUGAAAAUGAGCAAAACCCGUACGCUAGGAACUAUUUUAUCCGUAGACAGAGGUUUACCUCGUCCAAAGACGAGAGGGGCCCGACCAGCCACGUGUUUGAAAAGAGUGGUGGCAGCGCUGAAAAAGACACAAAUGCCAUCCAGAAAGUCAGGGUCAAGGAAGAGUGUAUCGAAACCGAAGUCUGUGAAGAGGCGCCCGAAUCCGGCUUGGCGCUGCACAGCGACGCCUAUCCCACGUUUGAUGUGUCCCCCUUCACAACGGAGAGGAAGUCGUGCCCGUACUGCCCCGCGCUGUUCGAGUCGGGGGUCGGCCUGUCCAACCACGUCCGCGGGCAUCUCCACAGGGUGGGGCUGAGCUACGACGCGCGCCACGUCGUGUCGCCAGAGCAGGUCGCUUCUCAGGACAGGAAGCCGCGCAUCCGGAGGAAAAUCACUGCAGUGAGGCGCAUUAAAAAAGUGGACAAGCCCGAGUCGCAGACGGAGCACACCUGCCCCCUCUGCGGGGGCUGGUUCGACACGAAGACCGGCCUGUCCAAUCACGUCCGGGGCCACCUGAAGCGGAUCGGGAAGACCAUCUCCAGCACCAGCAAAUCCCCCGUCUGCAUCCUCAACGAGAUGAUGCAGGACGAGGAGGAGUACAAGCACCUCUUACAGGUGCUCAGCAAGAAGCGCUUCUUCUCCCGGCCCUUCGUGUCCCAGAAGUUCGCCAGCAGUGACGGCCUGUUCCUGUCGCCCACCGGGAUUCCGGUGAAAAUCCAGCACACCAGCCAAGACGGGAAGGCGUGGGGCGCGGCGGUGGCGCGGCAGGAGGAGGAGGGCUCGGAAAAACAGCGGACAGAGGCCAACCCCGAGGAGAAGGGCUCUCCGUCGAGCACUCUGAUCGAGCUCCUGAAGAAGAGGAGACAGGACGAGGAGAUGGAGAUGUGCAAGAAUCGCUCCCAGACCGCGAGGAAGCGGCUCGCUGCCUCGCCUCCCAAAGAUGGCAGCACUGGGACAACGGUGAAAACGGAGCUCACCUGGCAGCCAGAGAAAAACGAGCUCAAUAAGAAAGUGUGCGUGCACUGCAACACCACGUUCCCCAGCGCGGUCAGCCUGUCCAACCACCUGCGGGCGUACGCGAGGAGGAAACGGGCGGCGCUCCUGGAAGGAACCACUUAUGACUGCAAGCAGAAGAAACCUCGGUCGAGGCCAGGGCCGAAGAAGAAGGUCUUCCCGCUGCCCCACACGGCGGACGAAAUAUACAGGCUGACGUGCAGGUUCUGCGACCUGGUGUUCCAGGGCCCGCUGUCGGUGCAGGAGGACUGGAUCAAACACCUGCAGCGGCACCUCAUGAACACCAGCGUCCCCAGGACGGGGGCCGGCAUGGUGGAGGUCACCUCGCUGCCCACAGACGUGCCCGCCCUGCCCGAGCCCUCGCCCCUGCUGGUGCCACAGGCCGCCUCCUGAGCAGAGAGCUACUGAGCCACAUCAGUGUGCAUAUGUACAUAGUAUACAUAAAAUAUACAUAUAAAUAUAAUUUUUUAUGAUGCGGACAGACAUUACCUUCCCUUUUUAUAGAGGCGUCUUAUUGUCCUUUUACAAGAACUGUACAAUUACUAAUAGAAGGCUGUUCUAAGAUGUCUUGAGGAAGAGGAAGUGGACAGCGAUGGGUUUGUGGGCUGCGUAGCUCGGCCUUACUGGCGUCGAGAGCCGAUUUCGAAAGCGAGUGCGUUUUUGGCGGGGUUUCACGCGAUCUUUCCGUUUUGUGAGGGGUAGACGCCAGCGUGGCGGCCGUUCAUUUUUCUCAGUUUGUGUUUCAGUCGACAGUGCAAACCCACUACCAAAAGAGACAACCCGUACCUCAGAUCCCGGCAGGCUGGCGGCGGCAGCUCGGCGAGAUGCUGCUUUUGCAGAAACACUGGCAGGAUGUUUGUUCGCGGACUGUACAGGCAGAAGCUGUUCAAUAAAGUGAACAGUCAUGUGGUGUAAAUUCUGUUUUAAUUCACAUUAAGCACACGAUGACCGACAUCAAAAAGAUUUAAACUGAAGACAGAUCAUGCUGUUCAGCCUUUAAAAACUUACAGGACUGUAUGAAGAUUUUGUCUUUUUUCUAAGCAUAGAAAUAUUUUUUACUAACUCAAAAUGCAUUGAUUUAGUUCACACACAUAUUGCUUGCACAAAAGCUUGUUGGAUUCAGGGUCAGGGCUAGCUGGGUACAAACAGUGAGACUUCACUGAUAUAAGUUCCUGAAUUAUAUUAGACGUUGAUGUCUAUUAGAUCAUUUAAGCAAGUAAAAAAUACAAACUUGUAUUGUUUUGCUGUGGCGGAAACUCUUCUGUAAUGGUGUUUAAUACUGUUUUUAUAAUAUUUCCUCUUAUUAAGAAACCCUUAUGUGAAAACUACCUUUCUGAUUACUGUUUCAGGACACAUGCAGGUAAACAUGAACAGAGUCAUCUACAGAUAAUUAUACACGUAAACCACAUGGUAAUGGUGCUGAAAUUUCUUCAUUCUGUAUGCUAAAUUAAAAAAAAAGAUAAAAGGUUUUAGUUUUUUCAUUGCAAAAAAUAAACUGUGUGUGUUUCGGAGUAGUGAGUGUAACAAAAACAAGUGAAGCAUUUGUAUUUAAUUUUUGGAUGUACUGAAAUGGCGGUAUCCACCGUGUAAAUCCUUCAGCCUCCUGCUGUAGAUAUAGCACCCCUUUGCUGAAAUAAAAAAGGUAAAAUUUUCUUCUG
Lepisosteus oculatus (spotted gar) is the source of this 5743-nucleotide messenger RNA. RefSeq names its product zinc finger protein 644. The record is from RefSeq and is a predicted model, not a curated record. Gene Ontology annotation, biological process: regulation of transcription by RNA polymerase II. Gene Ontology annotation, cellular component: nucleus. NCBI's taxonomy places the organism in Eukaryota, Metazoa, Chordata, Actinopteri, Semionotiformes, Lepisosteidae. Gene Ontology annotation, molecular function: RNA polymerase II cis-regulatory region sequence-specific DNA binding; DNA-binding transcription factor activity, RNA polymerase II-specific.